AUGCCUAGAUCACCCUCCCCUCCGCCUAGAGGAGGAUAUCAUCGACCGACCUAUCGGGAUGAUUCGCCCCCUCCACCUUCGAGGAUGAAUAGGGAGAGGGAGAGGGAGAGGGAGAGGGAAGAUAGUUAUAGAUAUAGGGGGGGAGAAAAUUCUAGGUAUCCUAAUAACGAUAAUAGGGAAUACGGUAGAAGAGAUUGGAGAGAACGACCAGGGCCAGCACCAAGCGGAUAUAGGGAUGAAGGAUAUUAUAGAGACUCACCUGGACCAAGAGGUGGCUAUAGAGAAAGAGGUUAUGAUCGUGAUUAUGAGUAUGAUUACGAAUACGAUCGUGAAAGGAAAAGAAGAAGUCCUAUCCCGAUCUCACAUCCAAAUCCAAUUUCAUCAAAUACUGAUUUGAGAAAGAAAAGAUCUUAUUCGUUCACGUCUGAUCGUUCGUACGAUGACCGUUCAGCUAUCAAUACCGGUGGAAGAACGAUACAACGUAGACCAUCAAGAUCGCGAUCACGAUCACGAUCACGAUCAUUGUCAAGAGAAAGAGAAAGGGAAAGAUCAAAAUCUGGUACACCUGAAGAAGGACAAAUCACCUCACCUUUACCAACCUCUUCACUACCUCCCAAGAUCACCUCAGUAAACCCAGCUGGGCUACCUCCCAGACCUAGAUCACCACUCCAUCCACCACCGAUAAGAAGAAGAUCAAGAUCACCUAUACCAUAUAGGGCUUAUCCGAGCGAAAGAGAACGGGAAAGAGAUUGGAGAGAUGAGAGACCAGGUGAUUAUUAUAGGAGAUCAAUUUCACGAUCAAGGUCAAUGUCAAGAUCACGAUCUAGAUCAAUAUCGAGAUCAAGGUCCAGAUCAAGAUCAAGAUCAAGAUCCAGAUCACCAUAUUCGCCAAUUAAAACAAAUCGUCCAAUUAUUAGAAGAUCACCUUCAAUCUCGCAUUCAUCUAUAUCAACAAGGACUAGAACUAGAUCACCGCCUUCAAGAAGACAUUCACCACCUCUUUCGAACAAUAAACGACAAUACCAACAGUAUCAAGGUCAACGUCAACCGUCAUACUCGAGAAGUAAAUCACCUGAAAGGAGAGCGCACAUCCAGCCACUACCACUACCACUACCACUACCUCAAACUCAAUCGCAAUCACAAUCACAAUCACAAUCACAAUCACAAUCACAAUCACAAUCACAAUCACAAUCAAGAUUCACUUCACCUUCGCCUAGGCAAAAACCAAUUCCUGUACCAAUCCCUAUCCCUCUGCACUCUUCUGUACACCCAUCGAUCAAAAGAGAACCCCAGUUGCAUAAGGUACCACCUUCCGCACCUAGAUCAGAGAGAAUACCAUUAUCAAUUCCACCAACUGGACCGAGAGCUUUGGCUCAUUUAAAUACGCCUAUAUCUCGUCCAUUGGGCGGAGCAGUAGCAUCAAGCUCAACUUUGAAUAGAGCAAAUCCAUAUAUACAUCCGUCACCCAUUACCCAAACUGCACAGAGCCAAACGGUCAAAGAUGAUUUUAUCAAGAUAUCUCCUUCAGCCUCUUUAAAUGCACUUCCGCCUACAGGUCCUUCCAAUUCAGGUACAGGCAAUUCUUCUAGUACACCAAGAUUAUCGUGGUCAGAAAGGAAGAGUAUCGUAUCACCUUCGAAUUCGAUGGGUACGUCCACUCCUGAACGUAAAUCUAGUUCAACCAGCACGAACGAAGUGGUCAUCAAUCCAUAUACCGGAAAACCAGUUGGUCAAGCUCGUUUGCAAUCAUCUUCAUCACAAAUACAAGUACAGACGCCUACACCAAUCCAACAGGGUUCUUCACCUAUCACACCGGUAAUAGAGGAUAUCAAACCGAAAUCAGAAGAACUAGAACGACCGCCAACUCCACCUGUACAACUAUCUACUGAUAUCAAACCAUCGUUCCAACACUCUUCAACAUUAUCUGCACCAUCAGGACCGUCCCGUUCUCAUUCAUAUGCUGCUCAAAAUAUGGCGCCUGCCAAACCUAUGUUGAGCGAAGCUGAAUUAGCCGAAAAGAGGUUACAGGAAGAAGAAAAUAGAGUAAUGAGUGAAUUGCCAAGUGUCAAAGUCCCCUUUGGUGGUCUAUCUUGGGAGAUUGAGCUAUCAAAUCAUAAUCACCAUCUGUUGAAUCUAUCCAAUGCGAGUUUAAGAGCUCAAUCAGCAGCAAGACACGCAGCUAUGAUCUUGGCUGAUGCAGAAGCUGAACGAAUAGCAGCUGGAGAGAGAAGGAAAAUAUGUGAAAAUCAAUUGAUGGCAUUUGGAAUGGGUGUGUUGGGAUGA
Kwoniella shivajii is the source of this 2283-nucleotide messenger RNA. RefSeq lists its product as uncharacterized. The record is from RefSeq and is a predicted model, not a curated record. The transcript is spliced from 2 exons. Lineage: Eukaryota; Fungi; Basidiomycota; Tremellomycetes; Tremellales; Cryptococcaceae. Bases 1 to 2283 code for a protein of 760 amino acids.